Menidia menidia (Atlantic silverside) is the source of this 885-nucleotide messenger RNA. The record is from the annotation of a GenBank genome assembly. Lineage: Eukaryota; Metazoa; Chordata; Actinopteri; Atheriniformes; Atherinopsidae.
AUGAGUUGGGCGAUGGAGCCUGCAAACUUCUAUGAGAGCAACAAGCUGGGCGGCGGGCAGCAGCAGCCGCAGCCACAGCAGCCGCAGCAGGGGGGCUGCAAGCCGGGUGCCCCCCCCGGGGGAGGGGAGGACGGCGGCCCCACCGUGCUGGAGCUGAGCUCCGCUCCGGCCAUGUACGACGACGAGAGCGCCAUCGACUUCAGCCAGUACAUCGAGUCCAUGACGUCCGUGCCCAACCUGGAGCUGUGCAACGACGAGCUCUUCCUCGACCUGUUCAACACGGUGAAGCAGGAGAAGGGGGACUUCUUCAGCCUGCAGAACUCGGCGCUGGCCGGCGGCAUGCAGCAGGUCCAGCAGCAGCAGCAGGUCCAGCUCCAGCAGCUGUACGCCGCGGAGAGGAAGCUGGACAUCGCGCUGGACAAGGGGGCGUUCAGCGCCCCCAUCAAGCAGGAGCCGGACUGGAGCGACAGCGACGCGUCGUCGUCCCUCCCCUCCCAGAUCGAGACCUGCGCCCAGACCUCCGUCAGCCUCCCCACGGGGCAGCCCACCCCCCCGACCACCCCGGAGCCCCCGUCGGCCGCCGGCUCGGCCCGGUCCUCCCCGCGCAAGAUCGGCCGCGAGAAGGGCAAGAAGUCCGUGGACAGGUUCAGCGUGGAGUACCGGCAGAGGCGGGAGAGGAAUAACAUCGCCGUGAGGAAGAGCAGGGACAAAGCCAAGAGGCGCAACAUGGAGAUGCAGCAGAAGAUGAUCGAGCUGAGCAACGAGAACGACAAGCUUCACAAAACCAUCGAGCAGCUGACCAGAGAGCUCACCGGCCUCAGAGAUUUCUUCAAGCAAAUGCCCAACUCCACCUUCGCGGGCUCCGCGAGCGCAGGGAGCCGGUGA